AAAUGUCGACUACAGUGGAUGUUUCGAAAACUUACAAGCGUAAAUCACUUGAUCGAUAUGAAAGAAUUGGAAAUUUAUUAGAACAAUUUUUAAAAGGAAAGCUACAGCAUAUUCAUAAAUUUACUGAUUUACCAGAUGGUUAUUUCCUAAUUGAUGAAAUUAUCCAAUUACCUGAAUUCAAAAAAGAACAUUGUACAUAUGAUGAAAUUAUUGAUGUUGUACAUAAUGAUGCAUUAUUACGAUUCAGUGUUAGAGGAUCAAAAGUUCGCUUGAAACCGCCUGAAUUAAAUAAAGACCCUGAUGUAAUUUUAUCAAAAAAGUUAGCUUGGAUUCUACGUCAUGGAGCAGAGAAUGUCGGAAUGAAAUAUGAACCUGGUGGUUACCUUUAUGUAGAUAAAAUACUUCAAUUGAAACCAUUUCAAGGGGUUCGACUAGAAGAUAUUUCACGUGUUGUUAAUUCGAACGAUAAAAAACGCUAUGAACUGUCGACAAAUCCAGAAAAUGGCCGGUUAAGAAUCAGAGCUUACCAAGGUCAUACUGUUACAGUAAGUGAAUAAAUGUAUCUAUAUAUAAUUUCUCAUUUUUCCGGUCGUUUAUAUUUCUUGUUCCUUGUGAAUAUAUAUAUAAAUGAUGUAUCUCUCUUAAUUUAAAAGCGAAGUAAUCAGUUUGAUAUCAAGGAUUAUAUUGUGAAUCGAUGUAAUUUCUACUGUAUAUUUUCUACUUGUCAUUUAAUUCAUCAGUUAAAUACAAAUCCAAGUACUUAACUUCCAGCUACACAAAUGUAUGUUGUAUACUAUCUUUUCGGUGCGCAAAACACCUUAAUAUUUGUUGACUGUUCAGUUAAACUAUACAUACUAUCUAACUAGUCCCAGGCUUAGUAAAUUUACAUAUUAGAAGUUCUGAUGCCUAUUUGAAGAUAAAUGUAUGAGAGAGUACAUUAUUGUCAUUAUGAGUUUACUGAUUAACAAAAGUGUGUUAAGUUUUACAAAUAAUGUAUUUUUACAAUAGUAGUUCAUUUAAACCACAGUUUUUUUUAUUACAUUUGCUGUUAGAUAGUAAUCGGUAAGAAACCUUUAAACCCUUAGUUUUGUGCUACUUGGGUAGUCAUCAACAAGAUGUACGUUCAAUAUGUAUUUAGUUAUGAGUCAUGUAUCUGCCUGUUAAAUCAAUGUUUGAGUUUACUGUUCGUCAGUUCAUUUCAUAUUGUUUUACUACUGUAAAAUUAUGAUCUAUGAAGAUAAAAAAUUAUAUAUGUAAUCCUUUGCACUUGUUUGUCAUUAUCUAAGCUCCAAAAAGUUAGAUAACAUAACACAGAAUCGCCUACUAUACAUUAUCACGAUGAAAUUCAUCCAUAAGAAUCACGUAUCCAGUAGAUAACAAAUAAACAUCCUACUGAAUAAUACGACCUAUUUAUUACCAGAUUCAAUCAUCCCAAUUAUCAAUAUAAUAUGCUAAAUAAAAUGAUAUAACAUUAACAGGCAAGAUUUUACUUCCACUUAGAUAUCAAAAACAUACAGGUCAUUUAUCUGUCUUCCAAUCAAAGGUAAAGUGUGCUGUUCAUAAGUCCACAUCGUAUUGCUUUACUACUGUUAAAUAUACCCAAUGAAAGCACAAACCAUGUAUGAACUGCAAAUAUACAUGAUGAAACCACUAAGUAAGUGAUUCUGUGGUUAGGUAUAGAAUACUAGGUAGAAUACAAGAAGGUUGGUUGAUAAAAUCAUAAAAUUCAUCAACUGACAAAAUAAGCUAGGAAUCUCUAUAUCAAGACAGGAUAUCUGCAUGAAAUCAUCGAGUGCCUAGUCUAUGCCACGUUGGAAGGUGAAAAAUUAUGAAUCUAACCCUGUGAAAUUGUUUUAAUCUAUAUUUGUAAGCAACUCCGCUCACACUCCCACCAGUGUUAGUCCAAAGUCCGGGUAAAGAGUGAGGUUCGGCAAUAAGGUUAAUAAACCAAAACCCAUAAAAACAGAUACUCACUCGAAAACGCUAGCCAGAAACAAUCUAAACUCGAACCUGAGAGUUGAAGAAUCUUCAUUUAGAAGAAUUAUAACGACCCAUGAUGAAAGACCAGAUUCUUUGGAAGUUACGAGACUGAUGUCCCUUAUAACAACUAGAGAAACAAGUAAUAUCGGUACAUGGAAUGUUCGAACAAUGCGGAAGACCUGAAGGACUACUCAUAUAGCUAUGGAAAUGACAAGAUACAACCUGAUGAUGCUCGGAAUGAGUGAAACGCAAUAGAGGCACACUGGACAGAAAAGCUUAAUUUCGGGAGAGAUGAUGUUGCAUUCUGGUCAUGAAGAAGUAAAUGCUUCGCACACCCAAGGAUUUGCAGUGAUUUUGUUUAAAGGGACACAGAAAGCACUCACAGAAUGGGGUUAUAAAGAACCGAUAACUUGAAGUUGCCUGGAGGUGCUGUGCUUCAAUAAGUACUAACAAUAAUACAUCUCUGUAGACAGCCUGGAUAAGAUUGAAGAAGUAAGAAACAUGAUGACACCAAUGAAUAAGAACGGAACAAGAGUGAAGAAAGAAAGCCAAGACACAAGUAAAGUACUACUUAUGAGUUGUAUGAAAUCAUCCUGCUAAAAGUUAGUGAUUAUUUUAUGAAACUAAACUCACAUCAUUAUAAUGAAUUACAUUACAAUUAGAUACUAUUGACUAGACUAACACCUUAAUAAAUUUUUUAUCUAGUUGGAUAAAACAAUUUAUUUGUUGCUGACUAAUGAUAAGUUAUAAAUGUCUAUAUUUUUUAUGAUUACAGCUCACAGAUAAACUUAACAUGUUCCUUAUUUUUAAACCGAAUUCGUAUUGUAAAUAAUGCUCACUUUGAAAAAUAAUCUGUGUGUGUGAAUGAAUGAAUGAAUGAAUACCCUCUAAUAGAUUACGGCUUAAACGGUAUAUAGAGCUUCGGCACUCUCGAACGUCUGGAAACUCAAGAUUACAAAUC
Messenger RNA from Schistosoma curassoni, 2941 nucleotides. NCBI's taxonomy places the organism in Eukaryota, Metazoa, Platyhelminthes, Trematoda, Strigeidida, Schistosomatidae. The record is from the annotation of a GenBank genome assembly.